UCCACAACUGAUUUCUAACUUUGUAAUAAAUUGAGCGCCCUCUGCCGGCCAAAGUGUCGAGUUGUUCAGAGCUUUUUUUUUUCAACAACACCAACUUGCUGUUUGCUUUCAGGAGAGAUGUCCUCCCAGGUGAGACUGAAGCUGCUGCCGAGUGCCAGAUGCUUGUUUGACGAGCCCGUUCAGGUGAAGGUGGCCGGGCUGAGGUCGAGACAGGUGGUCACCAUGAGAGCCAGCUCGACUGACGAGAGGGGAGUGGUGUUCAGCUCCUCGGCCACCUACAGGGCCGAUGGGAGCGGGGAGAUCGACCUGAAGAGAGACCCCUCACUCAGCGGGAGCUACGUUGGGGUUGAACCCAUGGGUCUGCUGUGGUCGAUGAGGGCAGACGCCCUGCAUAAAUACUUUUACAAGAACAAUUCUUUAAACCCACAUGUGGUGAAGUUCUCUGUGCAAGAGGAGGGGGAGGCCAGGAUGCUGGCAGAGGCGACCAAUGAGAGGCUUCUGAUUGGAGAAGGGGUCAGCCGGCUCCCCGUCAAAGAGGGGAAUAUUCAGGGCGUCCUGUUUACUCCCCCCGGAGAAGGUCCGUUUCCUGCUGUGUUGGAUCUGUGCACCUUUAUGUCUGAGAAAAGAGCCUCUCUGUUGGCCAACAGAGGGUUUGUGGUUCUGGCUCUAGCGGUGUACACUGAUAACCCUGACAACGUCAAAGAGAUUCAUCUGGACCACUUUAAAGAAGCAGUGGAUUACUUACAACAACAACCUAAGGUGGGCAGUAAAGGAGUUGGUAUAAUAUCCCGAUCAAAGGGGGCUGAUAUUGCGCUUUCACUUGCUGCUUUUGUGCCGGGUGUUGAGGCUCUAGUGUGGAUCAACGGCUGCAGCGCCAAUGUGGCCGUUCCUCUCUACUACAAAAAACGCCAGAUCCUCUCACCAUUACUGUUUGACUUCAGCAAGGUGAUUACCACUGAGUCAGGGGCCAGCAUUAUCAAGUAUGGUGUUCAUAAUCCACUGGCAGAGGAGAACAAGACCACUCUGGUCCCGAUUGAACAAGCCAAGGGACGCUUCCUCUUUGUGGCUUCGGAGGACGACCUCAACUGGGACAGCAAGGGUUACGUGGAUGAGAUGGUGGAGAGACUGAAGCGUCAUGGGAAGGACAACUUCGAGGCGGUGUCUUACCAGAGAGCUGGACACUUACUGGAGCCACCGUACGGACCCUACUGCCCCUCCGCUUUACAUGGGCUCAUUAGAGGUCCAGUCCUGUGGGGGGGUGAGCCCAGGGCUCACGCAGCAGCUGAAGUCCACCUGUGGAAGAAGAUCCAGGAGUUCUUCAGAACUCACCUGAGCUGUGAUGCUGCACAGACUAAAGCCAAGUUAUAGAUGCAAAUUGGAUGAUAGGAAAGACACAGGAACAGGUCGUGAUAUCAUGGCUGUCAAUUUACUGUAGUAUAAUCAUGUAUGAUGGUUAAAUGUUUUGUAAUAAAUAGAACAAUUUAAUAUUUCAUUGAUAACUGAUUACAUCACAUUGUAAGGUUAUGAUCGGUAAAAUGUAUUUAGUGGACUACUAUAAUCUGACUGAAACUGAAAAUGGAAAAAGGAAAUGGAAAAUAACUUGGGAUUGAAAUUGAUAUGAAAUGGAAGUUUGAGAAUGGAAAUUAAAUACGCAUCAUAGACAAUACAUUUAAUGUCAUAUUAAUGUUAGUAGAUGUGACUACAUAAGCAUAAUGCUUUUGUGUUUACUGUGAUCUUAUCAUAUACACUAUUCAUAGUCCUGUCCAACCUCACCAUAGAGCCUACAGCUACGGCCACUGCCGGUCACGAAGGAUAACAGAGAAUGCUUUUGGUGUCCUGGCAUCACGGUGGAGGGCGUUUGGCCGUCCAGUUGACUGCAGCCCAGAGAGCACUGUGCAUAUAGUGAAAGCUUGUGUUGCUCUACAUAAUUUCCUGACAUGUACUGACACAGCAACUUCAGCAACCAUAAUCAGAAUCAGAAUCAGAAAUACUUUAUUGAUCCCCAAGUGGAAACUCUUUCGUUACAGCUGCUCACUAUCACGUCAGUGCACACAGGAAUAGAAGAAAUAAAGUACUAAGCAAAUCAAAAUAUAAUACACUAUAAUACAGGCAAGAUAAAUUAAGUACUAAGUGGAUAUAAGUAUAAAAGCUAAAAUAAGUGUAAGUACCAAGUGGAUUUAGAGGUUGAUAAGUAUGUACAGUAUACUACAAUGUAAUAAUAUAAGUAAUUAGUAAUAGUGCAAUAAUGAGUACUGUCAAGUUAAGAAGAUAUCGACAUAGACAUCGAGCCAGGGGAGUGGAGGCGGCAUGUGGAGGGAGACGACAACCUUCUUUCUUUCAGGCACCUGUGGGACGUGUCCCAUGGCAAGAGGCAGUUGUAAGAAGAGGUCUGCUAAAGAACCGCAUCACCGUGUACAAGUUGUCGAUUUGGAUCUGUAACGUGCUGUGAUACUUUGAAGUGCAUAAUAAAACUUGAAAACUUGAA
Messenger RNA from Siniperca chuatsi (mandarin fish), 2485 nucleotides. Its product is annotated as acyl-coenzyme A thioesterase 1-like. Bases 118 to 1368 code for a protein of 416 amino acids. The record is from RefSeq and is a predicted model, not a curated record. NCBI's taxonomy places the organism in Eukaryota, Metazoa, Chordata, Actinopteri, Centrarchiformes, Sinipercidae. Gene Ontology annotation, molecular function: fatty acyl-CoA hydrolase activity. The transcript has 4 exons. Gene Ontology annotation, biological process: fatty acid metabolic process; acyl-CoA metabolic process.